AUGAUGGACGGCCGCCUCCUGGAGCACCCGCAUGCCCAGUUCGGGGGCUCGCUGGGCGGCGUGGUGGGCUUCCCCUACCCGCUGGGCCACCACCACGUGUACGAGCUGGCCGGCCACCAGCUGCAGUCGGCCGCCGCCGCCGCCGCCGCCGCCGCCUCGGUUCCCUUCUCCAUCGACGGCCUGCUCAGCGGCUCGUGCGCCGCCGCCGCCGCCGCCUCCGUGGUCAACCCCACGCCGCUGCUGCCGGCCGCCUGCGGGGUAGGAGGCGACAGCCAGCCCUUCAAGCUGUCAGACUCGGGGGACCCCGACAAGGAGAGCCCGGGCUGUAAGCGGCGGCGCACCCGCACCAACUUCACCGGCUGGCAGCUGGAGGAGCUGGAGAAGGCGUUCAACGAGAGCCACUAUCCCGACGUGUUCAUGCGCGAGGCGCUGGCGCUGCGCCUGGACCUGGUCGAGUCCCGAGUGCAGGUCUGGUUCCAAAACCGCCGGGCCAAGUGGAGGAAGAAGGAGAACACGAAGAAGGGCCCGGGGCGGCCGGCUCAUAACUCACACCCCACCACGUGCAGUGGCGAGCCGAUGGACCCGGAGGAGAUCGCGCGCAAAGAACUGGAGAAGAUGGAGAAGAAGAAGCGCAAGCACGAGAAGAAGCUGCUCAAGAGCCAGAGCCGCCACCUGCACUCGCCAGGCGGCUUGUCCCUGCACAGCGCCCCCAGCUCGGACAGCGACAGCGGCGGCGGCGGCCUGUCCCCCGAGCCGCCCGAGCCGCCGCCUCCUGCGGCCGCCGCCAAGGGCCCUAGCGCGCACGCCGCCGGCGCCGCGGGUUCCGCGCCCGCACCGCCCGGCGAACCACCCGCGCCCGGCACCUGCGACCCCGCCUUUUACCCGAGCCAAAGAAGCGGCGCAGGCCCGCAGCUGCGGCCAGGCCGCCCCGCGGACAAGGACGCCGCCCCGUGUGCGCCUGGGGCGGCGGCGGAACGCGGCGCCGCCGGCCUGCCGAAGGCCAGCCCGUUCAGCGUGGAGAGUCUGCUGUCCGACUCGCCGCCGCGCCGGAAAGCCGCCCCCGCCAACGCCGCCGCCGCCGCCGCCGCCGCCGCCGCGGCCGCCGCCGGGCUGGACUUUGCGCCCGGGCUGCCGUGCGCGCCGCGGACCCUCAUUGGCAAGGGCCACUUCCUGCUCUACCCCAUCACGCAGCCGCUCGGCUUCCUGGUGCCACAGGCCGCGCUCAAGGGCGCAGCGGGUCCGGAGCCGGCGCCCAAGGACGCGCCGCCCGCACCCGCCGCGCCGCCCGCGCCGCCCGCUCAGGCCAGCUUCGGGGCCUUCCCGGGGCCCGGCGGCGCUCCGGACUCGGCCUUCGCGCGCCGCAGCCCCGACGCCGUCGCCUCCCCGGGGGCCCCGACCCCGGCGCCCUUCCGGGACGCGGCCGUGGCUGCGGCCGAGGGCGGCGGCGGCGGCGGGGAGUGCGCGGAUCCGGGGACCGCCGGCCCAGCGGCCCCACUGCCGCCGCCUCUCGCGCCGUCGCCCGGGCCGGGCCCGCGGGCUCCCAGCCCUGCCGGGGAGCCUGCUUUGUGCGGGGCCCCAGAGCCAGGCGCCGAGUCCGGACCCAGCGCGCCGGAGGGCGACGAGGUGGACAUGGACUGAGGGGCGGCCCGCGCCGCUCGCUCAGGCGCGACUCACACAACGAAAUCAGGUGAUCGGCUUAGAAACCCUGCUUUUCCCUCUUUCUUCUGUUUUCUUCCUUUUAUGGUUAUUUUUUAAAGAAAACCGCCGUUUCGAUUCGGACCUAGGCAGCAACCGCAGGACUCGGGGUGAGACCCUCUUCCUCUCGGGGGAGCAAAACAACAACAAGCGAACAACCCCCACAAAAACCCACAACAAGAAUCCUCAGCCUUGUAAAAUGCAAAAAUGUCUAAGAAUAUUUAUAU
Molecule: messenger RNA, 1922 nt
Organism: Prionailurus viverrinus (fishing cat)
Lineage: Eukaryota; Metazoa; Chordata; Mammalia; Carnivora; Felidae
Gene: UNCX
Product: UNC homeobox
Exons: 3
Coding region: 1-1638 (545 amino acids)
Biological process (GO): regulation of DNA-templated transcription
Molecular function (GO): sequence-specific double-stranded DNA binding; DNA-binding transcription factor activity, RNA polymerase II-specific
Source: RefSeq, a predicted model, not a curated record